Molecule: messenger RNA, 2259 nt
Organism: Pseudocercospora fijiensis CIRAD86
Lineage: Eukaryota; Fungi; Ascomycota; Dothideomycetes; Mycosphaerellales; Mycosphaerellaceae
Exons: 10
Coding region: 1-2259 (752 amino acids)
Source: RefSeq, a predicted model, not a curated record
AUGCGAGAAGUCGUAUUACUUGAAGUCCCUGCGCGCGACAUCGUCAAGGAGUCCACGUUUUUGGAGCUGUUCAGCGCAAGUGUCUAUGCUUUCGAGGCCGCGUUUUCAGCCAUUGUCCGCGUUGGGCGAGCUCUUCUUUCAGGCUGUGUCCAGAGUGAGCUACGGAAUUGUGAAGAAAGAGCAGACUUAGUAUUACUAAUGGUAGCAUUGGAGCAAAGGCGAUCAUCUCAGGACGGAACGCUCAAGAAGAAGCACAGCAUUUCUCAUCACCUCGCUGGUGACCCUGGAGGGAGGGAGUUUACAAGGACGCAAGUAGUUAUAAGAGCAUCCGAUAUUCUCCACGACCUUCUCCUUAAGCAUGUCGGUCUCGAAAGCACGCCAGCCGUUUUCAUGCUAUGCUGUUCCAUUGGUGCUCGUGGCCCUGGUAGAAUGCAUGGGACGGUAUCGACAACGGACGGUGAGGUGAAGUAUCAAGUGCUUGAGCCUCAGACGGCGUAUGGUCGAGACGUAAAAAGCAUGAAUGGAGAAGAUGGCUGGCCGCGCCAAGCCCAAGGACUUUCUCUGAGACCUACCAACAUUGUCCAGCACUCUAACAAUAGCAUCCGAGUCGCUUUGAGAGAGCUCCUGGCGACAGCGGCGAACCAUCAACCAGCGCAUUUCAGCCUUCAACCAGCGAAGGCCCAGAAAUCCUCUACAAGACUGCAUUUAGCAAGGAAAGAGACCUUGUCGGCAUCACCACAAUGCCAGGCAUCUGUAGGCCACGUACCGACGCUGAAGAAGCAGUGGUUAAAGCUGAGGUGGGAACGACGACUGCGAGCUGAAACCGCCGACUGGAACGGGAUGGCAGAGAUUGAGAUAGUUUUCUUGCAUAGCAUGCUGCAAAGCGACAAGCAUAAAGAUGAUCGUCGACCUGCUUACAAGCUGAGACUCGCGUGCAUCCCGUAUGUUGAGACAAAGGGUAUGAGACAAUUCAUGAGGAUAAUGGAAUCAGCAGGAUGGGUCUCAGAUGGCAUCGAACAAGACAUCUCAACAAACUUGGUGAACAUAAGAUUACCAUCAUCCUGCAGAAUGCCCACCUCCUGCAUCACACAAUCGACAUCGAUCAUAGUCAUAAUCAUGGCAACCGACCCACUGGCGAUGCACGCCCUUCUCGAACAACUCGACCAAAACCUGGAAGCGGGCAAAAGCUAUCCGGACCAAGCAGCACAAGAUGAUUUCUGCCAACAGCUCAUCGCUGCCACUCAAUUGAAGAAUCGAUCAAAAUCUGGGCAAGGAGGACUGCACACUUUCAAGUCGCUUCGGGAAGUGGUCCGCUACACUCUUCGCGGGAACAAGAAGGCGCAAUACGGUCCCGGUGGAAGUGACAAGAAGGAGAGCCAGGAUGCUUUGAAUCACUUCUUUACCAUCGGUAGUGAUAUGUUGAAGGAGACGUAUUUGGUCAAACUUCGGGCUAUUGUUCAGAAGAAUGCUGACGGUGCAUCUGGAUCAACCACGACCACCGCGGGUAAGAGCAGUGCCGCAAAUGUGAUGGUACCAGUAUCCGCAAUGGAACCUACCGAUGGCCAUGUAAGCAAGGAGGAGGCAUGGCACGGUUCUACAUUGGCAUCGGCGGCUCUGGCUGAGCAUCAAAUCGCUUCCCGUGACAGUGCAGUCCAGACGCGACCUUUCGGGCCUUAUCUCUCUCAGCCAACUGAAGGUCCUGAACGAGCGUCAAAGAAACGGCCACUACACGAUCACGAGAACGCAAAUUCCGAAAAGCGCAUCAAAAGGGAACAUGAAGCAUCCAGAAUUGUUGUUCUCCAGAUCGAAACGAGAAACACGCUUGAAGCAAUCCAGGACAACGAACUACCAACCAAAUCGCCCAGGAUGGAGAAUGUCCAAAAUCAUCCACGAUUCCCGUGUAGUCUUCCAACGCCAUCGCUCAGUCCACCUCCAGUUCCGCAACCGAUCACUUCGCAUCGACCUCCAUUAGGCUGUGUCUCUCAAGCGGAAAUAUUGGAAGAUAUCAAAUCCAUUACUACCGCAAUCUCAUCUUUCCUCGGAACUCCACAAUUAUACAGCCCUUCAUCUCCAAUCCUCGCAACGCUGCUGGGUAAUGACACUUAUAUCCCGUCAUCACCUCAUCUCUCAUGCUCGCCUGCAUCGCAUGACUCGGUUUGGGAAUGGCUGAUUGAUAGUAUUCUCUCGCCGGAUCUGCCAUCUACGUCGUCAUUUCUGGGCAUGUUGAGUGAUGCUUCGAACCAGGGUUCUGGAUGCUGA